Messenger RNA from Ambispora leptoticha, 1383 nucleotides. Lineage: Eukaryota; Fungi; Glomeromycota; Glomeromycetes; Archaeosporales; Ambisporaceae. The record is from the annotation of a GenBank genome assembly.
AUGAAUAUCGAUGAACAAGAACAGAAAUUUCGUGAGAAUGUAGAUUGUCAAGAUCUUACAGAAUCGGAUGAUAGCCUUAUGAAUCCGGCAAUAGAAGAAGCUCAAAAUGUUGAGAACUUUGAGUGUUCUUCAAAUAUUAAUCAAGGUCACUCGCAAAAUUUUGAUCAAUCGAAUAAUCAUAAUUACUCAUUCCAACCAGGGUCAAAUAAGACAUGCAACACUAACAGCUAUAGCAUGAGCCAUAACGUAAAUACCCAGAAACAAAAUUUAUCCAAUUAUAUUGAUUCACCAUUCGAAGCUGAAAAUCAAUAUUACCAAUAUUCAAAUAAUGUAGAUGAUAAACUACAUAACAAUUUGUUUGCGAAUAAUGCAAGAUAUCAAUCAGGUUUAAUAGAUUUAAAUAGCACUAACAGUAAUAGUGAUUUUGUUCAUGAACGUUACAAGAAAAUGGCUCUAAUUACCUUCCAAAUCAAUAUAAUUAUAGUCAAUGACUCUCCACUUAGUAAAAAUUUUAAAGAAGUUAAAAGACAACUAAGUGUACCUCGCAACAAAUCCUCACCACUUAGUAAAAAUUUUAAAGAAGUUAAAAGACAACUAAGCGCACUUAAUGAAAAUUACCCUCCACUUAGUCAAAAUUUUAAUGAAGAUAAAAGACAACUAAGCGUAACAUAUAUGACAAAUGAGUCCUUUAGUGAUUAUCAUGAUUCUGACGGGAUUACUAUCUCUAAUAAUCAAAGGUUGAUAUCUAUUCAUGACACUACUCAAAUGGUAAAUGAUUCGAAUAUGAAUCUUGAAUUCGAUCCUAAGUACCAUUUUCGUGAUGCAAUUGAGGCUGAACAGAUGAUUUAUGCAAAAUAUCCUAAUAUUCAACAGAAACUAGUCGAGGCUGUUCAAAUUAAUCUUAAGACUUGGAAAAACUUGAAAAGACAAUACAUGUUUUCAACAUUAAUCACAAUCGAGGCAUAUGCUACGACAGAUGAAACUAAUAAAAUGAAUGCUCAGAUUGGCAAUCUCGCGCUUAAUACAUUUUAUAAUAUGUUUAUUGAUAAAGAACAUGAUGCACACAGACUUGUUAAAAAGCAUAUUAAAAAUGUAUGGGAGCAAGGAUGGUUUAGUUCAUUAUUUUCCAUGUUCAAUCAUCAAAAUUUAGCAAUGAAUUUCUUACUACCAAAUGUAACAAGAUGUAACAAGGCAGAACAACUACAGAUUAAUAUUUAUGAAACUUGGCUAGAGCAAUCUGAUCUUUUUAACUUACAAGAGAAUGAUAUGCAUAUACCUCAACCAAUUUUAUCAGCUAAGCUACAUAGUUCUUCUAGAGGUUGCUGGUGCAGUGUACUUGGCGACGCCAAUGGUGCACCACCUGGCACGCCAAUCUUGGGUUAG